CUUAAUCAUUAUUCUCUGUUAAGAGGAGAUGGCGUAGUCCUCGUCGCGGUGAAGUGCGUUUCACAAGUGAAGGACGGCUCCGCUUACAAACAGGAAUGAAAGUCCACUGGUCGACGGGAGUGAUGUGAGAGUUGCGACGUUGCAUGGUUUGGCCUGAUUGCUUCGUCGACAUAACUGGAUCAUCUCGCGUCAGCGUGAAAAUAUCGACGCCUCGCAGCACAAACCUGAGUCUGUGGGAGGGCGACUACUCUUUCGGACAGAAGUAUCUCAUGUCCAAGCCCAUGGCCGCAACAACGGAGGUGCCCGAACAGGAGAUGGAGCACACCCUUGAGCCUGAGGCGGAGAAUCUGAGCACUCACAUGGAGAGGCAGGCACGUCUCAUGCUCGAACGGCUGACCAUCCACGACCUCGAGCUUUCAUUGGAAGCCGGAAACGUACCCGAAAAGCUGCCAUCUCCGUCCACCGAAUGCAAGCCACUGACACCUCCAUUGCCCAACGGCAAUCAGCCGGAAGCAGAACACAAAGUGGCUCCAAAAUCUGCCGAAGUCCGAAAUGCAUGCUCCAUAGGGGCUGAAGCCACUCCGCAGGUGACGGGCAAGGGUUCCUUGGCGAACAGAUAUCUCGAGAAGAUUGGCCAGUUGCGUGGUGCUACGGAAUUUUCCCAAGGCAGCCGGGAAACUUGCACACUGGCAGAGGAUCUCAUGAGCUUUGAUGGCUCCCAAAAGCAGCCCGACAGAAACAAGAAGGAAGAAUUCGGGGAGUUGUGCACCAAGUUGUGA
This is a messenger RNA of Rhipicephalus microplus (southern cattle tick), 779 nucleotides long. RefSeq lists its product as uncharacterized. The record is from RefSeq and is a predicted model, not a curated record. Lineage: Eukaryota; Metazoa; Arthropoda; Arachnida; Ixodida; Ixodidae.